Messenger RNA from Mytilinidion resinicola, 1351 nucleotides. Its product is annotated as putative sorting nexin-4. The transcript has 2 exons. The record is from RefSeq and is a predicted model, not a curated record. NCBI's taxonomy places the organism in Eukaryota, Fungi, Ascomycota, Dothideomycetes, Mytilinidiales, Mytilinidiaceae. Gene Ontology annotation, molecular function: phosphatidylinositol binding. Bases 74 to 1351 code for a protein of 425 amino acids. Gene Ontology annotation, cellular component: phagophore assembly site. Gene Ontology annotation, biological process: cytoplasm to vacuole targeting by the Cvt pathway; autophagy.
CCGCAUAACUCCACCACAAACUCCUCCAGCGAUCUUUACCUAGCCACUGUCACAAACAAGACCUUUGCCCAGCAUGGAUGGCCAGCCCACUUACGACACCGACGAUUUCUCCGAAGGCCGUCUGGAGUGCACCGUCUCCCAACCCCAGAAGGAACUCGACGGUACCAAAGACGCCUACAUAUCCUACCUCGUCUCCACAAAGUCCGACUUCCAAACCUUCCAACGCUCCGACUUCGCCGUCCGCCGCCGCUUCACCGACUUCGUCUUCCUCUUCAAAACCCUCUCGCGCGAGUACCCGCAAUGCGCGGUGCCGCCGCUCCCAGACAAGCACAAGAUGGCGUACGUGCGCGGCGACCGCUUCGGGCCCGACUUCACGCAAGGCCGCGCGCACAGCCUGCACCGCUUCCUGAAGCGGCUGACGCUGCACCCGGUCCUCCGCCGCGCGAUGCUGCUGAUCCUCUUCCUCGAGAGCCCCGACUGGAACCAGACGAUGAAGGGGCGCCCCUUGCGCGGCGCCAGCAUGUCGUCCGCCGGCGACGCCGACGCCGACUCCGGGCUGAUCAACACGCUGGCCGACACCUUCGUCAACGCCUUCACGAAAGUGCACAAAGCCGACAAGCGCUUCGUCGAGGUCAAGGAGAAGGCGACCAAGCUGGACGAGGACCUCAGCAACGUGGAGAAGGUGACGGCGCGGGUGGCGCGGCGGCAGGCGGACCUGGAGACAGACUACGGCGAUUUGGCCGUGCAGUGCCAGAAGCUUAAUGUGCUGGAGCCCGGCGUGGAGGCGGCGCUGACAAGCUUUGCGAGCAGCGUCGACACGACGUCACAGGGCCUGCGGGGGCUGAAGGAGCAUACGGACCAGAAUUACCUGGGCUCGUUGAGGGAUAUGGAGGCGUAUAUCGUCGCGCUUAAAGGCCUCCUCAAGACCCGCGAGCAGAAACAACUCGACUUCGAGGCUUUAACGGACUACCUCGCCAAAGCGGCGGGUGACCGUGAUAGCCUAGCCUCGCAAUCAGGCUCCAGCGGGCUGGGCGCGAGCGGCUAUCUGCGCAGUAAACUCGAGGACGUACGCGGCGUGGACCACGAGCAGGCACGACGGCAACGGUUACGCAAACUCGAGGUCGACAUCGAGCGGUUAACGCGGGAAGUCGAGAUGGCGAAGAAAGCCACAGAGGCGUUUGACGAGCAGACGAUGAAAGAGGUCGCGGAUUUCGAGCGCAUCAAGGCGGUUGAGUUCAAGGACACGCUGGGGGAUCUGGCCGAUGCGCAUAUCGGGUUCUUCCAGGGGACCAUCGAGACGUGGGAGAAGUUUGUCAAGGAUAUGGAGAAGGAGGGGGUGGUGGCCGCUUGA